Messenger RNA from Ostreococcus lucimarinus CCE9901, 333 nucleotides. RefSeq names its product RING-box protein 1 (gene Rbx1). Gene Ontology annotation, molecular function: cullin family protein binding; zinc ion binding; ubiquitin protein ligase activity. The coding region runs from base 1 to 333 and encodes 110 amino acids. The transcript is spliced from 3 exons. NCBI's taxonomy places the organism in Eukaryota, Viridiplantae, Chlorophyta, Mamiellophyceae, Mamiellales, Bathycoccaceae. The record is from RefSeq and is a predicted model, not a curated record. Gene Ontology annotation, biological process: protein ubiquitination; ubiquitin-dependent protein catabolic process. Gene Ontology annotation, cellular component: nucleus; cullin-RING ubiquitin ligase complex.
AUGUCGCAUACAAAUGUGGACCAGACAUUUCAGUUGAAAAAGUGGUCAGCUGUUGCUGUUUGGUCUUGGUCCAUCUGUACAGAUACAUGUGCUAUCUGUAGGAACAGCCUACAUGAAGCUAGUAUAGAAUAUCAAGCAAACCCUUCUGCUUCAUCAGACGAAGGUCUGAGCAUUGCUUGGGGCAACUGUGGACAUGUUUUCCAUCUGGACUGUAUUUCGAAAUGGCUUCGGACGCGUAGCAACUGUCCACUUUGUAACAAGGAAUGGGAGUUUUCGAAGAUGGAAAAAGUGAGUUACAAUUUUGUAUCACUCUCAAAGCUUUCGUGCUCAUAA